UCUUUCUUUGAUUUAAUCGGCUAUGUAAUUUGUCAUAGCUUCUUCGAACUUUCUGGUAAGAAAAAAAAAAGUGAUUGGAUCACGGAAGAAUCGCAGACACUGUUGGGCUUCUUCAUCGAACUUGCCAGUUUCCAUUAACCUCUUUUUCUUUAUCUCUCUCUCUAUUCUCAAUCUCUUCAGCGCAGAGAGGAGCACGGAUUCAGUGUAUGACGAGCGCUUCGGAGCUAUUCCACACCAGAAGGCAUCGAUUGGGACGAAAUGCUCUCGAUCUAGGGUUCGACUCAGAACUCCACGCCGCCGAUUCCCUCCGCCGCCACUACAGCGUCCGCCGCCUCCGUCACCAUCCGGAGCGUGCGUCUGACAGAAUUGAUGUGAGGUAUCGCCGCUCUUUCUUGAGUGAAAGCGUUGAUUCUGCUGAAAAUGUAAGAGGUGGUCUUGGAGGGACUGCCACUGAGAGACUACCCGUAGGUGUGGUUCUUGCGCGGGCAAGACUCCUUCAGAGGUUGAGAGGGGAACCUUUAUCUACAAACAGGCAAUAUGGUAGAGAUUCAGUGGGUGAGGAUGGAGCAAGUGAAUCAUCAAAUGAAGUUCCAACUGAGGCCUCUCUAGUUACUGACUUGACUUCACAAAUGGGAAGGUCCCAGUUCUUGCAAGAACUGAACAAAAAGCCUCCUGGACUUUCUCAGGAGGCCUUGGACUGUUUGCAUCAGGAAGUUUUUAGCAGCAGCGAGAUAGGAUCGGAGUCCAGGGUACUGCAAAUUGUGGUAUAUGCCUGGAAUCUUUCACAGAUGGAGAUGAGCUGAUACGUUUGCCAUGUGAACAUAAAUUCCACUCUGUUUGUUUGGAUCCUUGGGUUCGCUGCUGUGGUGACUGUCCAUACUGUCGAAGAUGUAUAGUUGUAAAUACUAACUAACCACAACGAGGAGGGGAAGCUGCUUUCUAGAUUUUUUGUUUCAUUCCGUGGUUGUACCACAGGACAAGAAUGCUGUAAUGCAGCUGGCUUUUGUAACGAUGUUGUGUUUUGUAUUGAAAUUAUCUAGUUUUUUUUAUUUAUUCUUUUUUCAAUUUCACCUCCCGAUCACAAUCAAUGGGUAAGAUAUGGAAUUAUGGAUAGAUGAAUAGGGUAUUGUAAUACGUGUUUUAAUGUUCUUAUACUUCGUGAAUAGUAAUUUUAAUAUCUGCAUUCUUACCUGGAAAAUUAAAGCAUUCAUUUGUAUCAAUAUUCAUUUAUUACAUUUUAGUUAA
This is a messenger RNA of Cajanus cajan (pigeon pea), 1245 nucleotides long. RefSeq names its product RING/U-box superfamily protein. Gene Ontology annotation, molecular function: ubiquitin protein ligase activity. The record is from RefSeq and is a predicted model, not a curated record. Gene Ontology annotation, biological process: ubiquitin-dependent protein catabolic process. Gene Ontology annotation, cellular component: nucleus. Lineage: Eukaryota; Viridiplantae; Streptophyta; Magnoliopsida; Fabales; Fabaceae.